Messenger RNA from Dendrobium catenatum, 2510 nucleotides. Its product is annotated as cytochrome c biogenesis CcmF C-terminal-like mitochondrial protein. Gene Ontology annotation, biological process: cytochrome complex assembly. The record is from RefSeq and is a predicted model, not a curated record. Bases 1621 to 2481 code for a protein of 286 amino acids. The transcript has a single exon. NCBI's taxonomy places the organism in Eukaryota, Viridiplantae, Streptophyta, Magnoliopsida, Asparagales, Orchidaceae.
CAUGGAGAAACACGGGAGAUCGCUAUAAAGGAAAGGUAGACUCUGAAGUCGGCUAGAGACACCUUCUCCGGUGGAAGAGUUCCAGAGGUCACUUAUGAACUGGCAAAACAACAUUCGGUCACCAACUAAAAGAAUGGCUGUUCUUGUAGCUCCUAUCAAACGAUAGGUGGUCUCAUAAGGUCACACGGAUUGGGUUUCUUUUAGUUGCUAUAUCGGUGGAGAAGAAAAUCUAAGGUACUUCCAUGAUGGGACACAAGACCAACCAAGAAAAUAGUAGUGGAAUGUCGACCAACGUUCGAGCGAGCGUUAGAGUGAGAAGAUCUCGCGAGAAGGUUUUCCCUGUGGCAUCCUAUAUAUAUAUAGUAAAAAUAUAGUAAAAAAAGAUCCGCUUAUUCCGCUCAACGCGCUAUUUGACAGAAGAAGUUUCGCUGGGCUGUCUAUCUCACUGAUAAUGAAGUAGGCUUUCCUGCUUUUCUUUCAUAAUCUUCAACCGACCUUGUUGAAAGUCGAGUGAUCCCCCAACUCAUCUCAAAUUCUUAGAUGAAAUAGAAAUGGAGCUAUUUUGCCCGAUGGUGAGCCUACCACUUAGAAAUAGGCACUGAACCGAGAAGACUGGAUUCGAUUGCCUACCUAUCCCGACCCUACUCAACUGGGGCCGUGAACUAUGAAAAGCCGCCGGGCAGACAAAAAAGUUCAAAAGCGAUUGAACGAAGUCGCUCCGGUCGAAAUGGUUUGGAUGCAGAUGAGGGAGAGGCGGUGGAGCAAAGUUCCAAGAUUCAACCGCACUCCUGGUCGGAUCUGGUCCAGGAUAAGGAUUUUAACAAUGAAUAUCAGGAAGAUGACCCCCGUGAGUGCCCGUGGAUGCAGGAUGCAGUCAUGCAAAAGGAUAAGGUCAUAUUACCCCAGCCCAGGAAGUUUUAGCACAAGGCUCUAGUGGAGACGCAGCCUUAUUGGGAAAUUACUGCCUAUGUUGGAGUAUGUGGAGGAGCAGCCAAGGAGCCUGUGGCGAGCGAAAGGGAAUGUGGCACUCGUGGACCUGAGCCAUAGUUACUUCGUUAUCAGAUUUCACUAGAAGUAAGAUAUGAUGGAUGAAGGCCUGGACCGGAGUACCAUGGAAAAGAAACCUAAAUAUCUGGUUCUGAAAAGGUGGACACCGUCGGCCGGAAACAGCAGUAUUGCAUAAGGCUCCGGUUUGGAUAAUCUUUCCUGGACUCCCGGUCGAAUAAAGGCGACCGGAUAUUCUUUCUUCUUUGGCUAGUCGAGUGGGGGAGUCCGAUCCAAGAGCAUAAAGCUAAGCUAAAAAAGAGGUCCUAUGCAAGGUGGAGAUCGACUUGCAGAAGUCUCUCACGCCGGGGAUCUUUAUAGGAGUGACAGGGGGAAGGGCGUAGCAUAGUAAUAUACUAAUAUAACUAAAAACAUUGUGAAAAGACUUUUACGAGAAGAGAAGGUUUUCUUGAAAACGUUCGAAAAAGAAAGUCAAAAAUCUUUCUUUGUUUCAACCCUGCUCCUGGUGUUCGAACUAGUCAUUAAUGGUCGGCAACAUGGCUUUUUCGGUAUGCGUUGCGCACACUUUCAUUUUUAGCGUCUAAUCUUCUAGCUAAAAUAGAACGGAUAGAACAGAUGGUCCAACUACUUAACUUCUUCUUUUUCAUUACUUCCAUGGUCGUGCCUCGUGGCACGGCAGCACCCGUACUAUUUCAAUUGUUCGUCAGUAGAGAUGUUCCCACUGGUGCCCCUUCCUCCAAUGGUACUCUAAUUCCUAUUCUGAUCCCUGAAUUCCCUUUUUUGGUAUAUCUACAUUCCAGGAAAUUCAUACGCUCCAUGGACAGAGCAAAAAGUGGAGUGUUGGUCAGAGCAAGCCGCCCUAUUCUAUUCACAGACAUAAUUGGGAGAAGCUCAUCCGCUAGAAAUGCUUUAUUUCGUUUCGUUCCCGUUCUUAAUUUCCUGAUUAUCAAAUUCAUGGGGGACUUGUCAUAUUUAGAAUCUUUCUGCGGUCUGUCCUGUUUACAAUUCUUUCGUACUAUCUUCUCUUUACCACGCGAUAGGUCAGCGAAGCGUGAGCGGAGAAGGAAACGCCAAACACUUCGGCCUAACGGGAAUGAGCAACGACGAAAUGACAAGAUGAGGUGCCCGGGGUACCCCUAUAUAGAAAGAGAAAGAAGGGUCGAAGGUUUUGGGCCUGUAGCUUUCCCCGUCCCCCCUUCGUCGAGUGGUGCUUGUUUGGGGGGUGUGCCACCAGAAAUCGGGCUUGAAGCUCUCGCCUUACCAACGAGCCGACUGCUGAUGGCUGUUGGUCACGACUACUACAAAAAAGUGAAGAUUCAUCUGCCUAUUUCACAUGUAGGAGUGUGCAUCUUUCUGUUGGGUGUUCUUCUGUCGUGCGACCCGGUGGCUGAUGUGCGACCUGUGGCCCACGCCUCCUAUUUUUUCAGGGCGGGCGGCGUGAACUCUGAUUUGAUCCGUAUUCAAUCCCGCCGCUGAGAUGCUCAGUUGAUUCCUUAACCUUGAUA